Molecule: messenger RNA, 1053 nt
Organism: Mytilus trossulus (common blue mussel)
Lineage: Eukaryota; Metazoa; Mollusca; Bivalvia; Mytilida; Mytilidae
Exons: 1
Coding region: 1-1053 (350 amino acids)
Source: RefSeq, a predicted model, not a curated record
AUGUCAUUGUCUCAUGAAGCACAAACAGAAAUUAAAUGGUGGCAGGAAAAUAUUAACAUAAAAAAUGGAAAAGACAUAAGACCAUCUAAAGUCAGUUGUUAUUUAGAAACAGAUGCUUCAAAAUCUGGUUGGGGUGCCACUUUUGAAGGUGUUGAAACAGGAGGUAGAUGGAUACAACAAGAGUCUUGUCUGCAUAUCAAUAUUUUAGAAAUCAAAGCAGUUUAUUUUGCUCUUUUGAGUUUAUGCAAAGAUCUACAUGACACUCAUUUGUGUAUCAAAAGUGAUAAUAGUUCAGCUGUUGCAUAUAUAAAUAAUCAAGGUGGUUCAAUUCUGUCCUUGUUUAACAUAUCAAAGUUAAUAUGGCUCUGGUGUGAGGAGAGAAAUAUAUAUAUCACAGCAGUUCAUGUUCUUGGUAAGCUUAAUAUCACAGCUGAUUAUAUGUCUAGACAUUUCAGUGAUUCCACAGAGUGGAAGCUCCAUGAAAAAGUUUUUGCAAAAAUUUGUCAUUUAUAUUAUGAACCAGACAUUGAUCUAUUUGCUACAAGACUUAAUAAACAAGUUUUAAGUUAUGUGUCUUGGUUUCCAGAACCAGAUGCAGUGGCAUCGGAUGCUUUCAGUAUUAGUUGGUCAGAUUUUAAUCCAUACAUUUUUCCACCUUUCAGCAUGAUAAGCCGGGUGCUACAGAAAAUCCAAGACGAUCAGGUGAGAACAGCUAUUCUUAUUGUACCAAUGUGGGCAACACAACCAUGGUUCCCUCAUUUACUAGAUUUAUUAAUUUCUGUACCCAAAAUGUUGCCAAACAUUCAAAAUUUAUUACGACUAGUUCACAACAACCAAUUACAUCCAAUAAACAAGAAUCUCUUUCUAGUCGUCUGUACUGUAUCAGGAAUCACCUCAAAAAGAAGGGGCUUUCAGAACACGUUAUUAAACUCAUAUGUAAAUCUUGGAGAAAUUCAACAUCAAAGCAAUAUGAUCUUGUUUGGAACAAGUGGAUUAUUUGGUGUAAUAAAUGGAAAAUCAAUCCCUGUUACCCAUCUGAAAGUCAAAUUUUAG